AUGGGUGAGGUGCAGCGAUCCAAUUAUGCAGACCACAAAGUUAUGGCUCUCAGAAAUGCUGAUUGGCUCACAAUGGUGAUUGAUGGUAUGGACCAAGUGAAAACAAACAUAGCAAGAUUUUCCAAGGAAGACAAACACACCACAAGGUUGCCGAAGAUCAUCACCCAUAUCACUGGAGUCAUGGUGUAUACUGGCAAGGGUAUUCGAGAAUUCGCCUUUGUAGACAUGGGGCAAUUUCCACAUGAUUCAAAUCUGUGGUUUUUAAUUUCCACCCAGUUGGUCACACCCAUGAAGACAGAUCAGCUCUUCAGUUCCAUUAACAGUUACCUGAGGACCAGAGACACUUGCACAGUAGAUGGUGAGCUUCGAGAUUCAAAGCUUUCAGGGUUCAAAGAAUUCCUCCGAGAUAAGCAGAGGAUGCAUAAGGACUCUCUUCCAAUGCUUCUCAGCAGGGAUGCAUUCACUAUAUCACGCUCUCCCAUGAACAUGAAGAAUAGCGUCUACCAGAUGAUGAUCUCAUGGAGAUGGAAGGUGGAGCUUGCCUACACCCAGCUUUAAUCUUAUUUUUCUGGAAAAUGUGGAAGGUGGUGAACAUCGUGCAUCACAUCUCAUCUGAACUCACAACAUGUUGAAGAUUAUGGAACAUUUUGAACUUGUUUCAAGAUAUUGCAGUGUGACUC
Darwinula stevensoni is the source of this 680-nucleotide messenger RNA. The record is from the annotation of a GenBank genome assembly. Lineage: Eukaryota; Metazoa; Arthropoda; Ostracoda; Podocopida; Darwinulidae.